AUGCGCCGCUCCCGCCCGCUCGCCCUCUGGGGCUGGCUGCUCUGGGGGCUCUGGGCGCUGCCAGGGUCAGCAGCARAUCCCGACGAGCCACCCCACGUCCCGCUGCCCAGAGGAGGUGUGGACGGCUCCUCUGCCAGCGGCUCGGCAGAGCAGGCCUCGGCAGAGCCCAACAGCAUCGUCCCGGGGGCUGAAGGCAGCGCCGGUGCCAGGCUGCCUGCAGACGAGUCCCCCACCGAGGCCAGACCAGGAGUAUGCGAGGCAGCAGUGAGCCAGCCUGCUCCGCACCAGCCCUCUGCCUCCCGCUGGACCGGCUCUGGAGACGGCCAGGGAUCGAGUAAUGYCAUCCCUGUAGCAGGUAACGCCAGCCCAGAGCCGGUGACAGGUACAUCCCUGCCCACGGGGAGCAUUGCUGGUGCUCCUGCAGGUAGGACCAUCUUGUCUCUGCUUGCAGGUGACGUGGUGGUGCAGACUGCAGGAGCACUGGUCCCAGCUGGAAGCAGCAAGGCGCUUCCCAGUACAGCGGAUGCCUUUGGGGUCACCAAGGGUUUGGCAGCAUGGGACAGCCCCCAGGCAAGGGCAGGGGUCUCCUCCAACAGCCCUGUUGGCCACCUGACCAAUAUCCCUGCAGCUCCUGGCGCCACUGGGCAUGCGCAGCYUCUGUCCCCUGCCCCAGCAGGGCACAUGCCAGCUCUCACUGUGGAGAGCAGCGGUGCUGAGCUGGCCACAGCCACGUCACCAAUGUCACCUGUGGGUCUAGGCAUCCCCACCAAAGAGGGGAUGGACAACCCGCCAUCGUCGAACACUGCCAGUGCUCUUGAGCAGGCCCUGGAGGUGUCUACAGCAGCUCUGGAGAGCAAGCCUGGAGAAGGGGCCCUGGGGACAACUGUCCAUGUGUUUGAAGGAAUCACAGUGGAAGGUGCUACAGGCCUACUGAGAGAGACCAUCCCAAAAAGAGGUGGAGACACGUCCCUGCCCAGUGCACAACCCCGCACUGAUCAACCACUGCUGGGGGCAAAAGCCUCUUCCCUGGUCCCUGGCAAAGCCUCCAGUGCCAAUGGGCUGCUCCAGCUGGAUGAUAUUAUCACUGUGGAAGGGACGCUGGGGACAACACCAUCCACAAGGCUGUCUCAUAUCAAACAAGACCUGGAGAUGUCACCAUCUGCUGUUAACAAGGAAGCUGUGGUGCCCCAUGCAGCUGCUGGGCUCCCGUCCCAGGUGGUCCCGUUGGAGCUGGACAAGGGCACCUCCUCGGCCACCACAGGGGCUGGUGUCUCCCUUGCCUCCCCUCUGCCCCCAGGCAGCCCCAUGGGGCUGACCGCAGGCCCAGAGAGCGGUGCUGCUGUUCCCGCAACGCCAGCACCCCUCGUGCCGUCGCCUCACCCAGCGGCAGCAGGAGCAGAGGGGGUGACGCCACCUGUUGCAGAUGCCUCGGGUGCCUCCUCAAUGAGAGCCGCUGUCCCCACCAGCGGGAGUGCAGGGCCAGGGACACCCGCAGCUGGCCGCGAUGCCUCACAGGAGACCCUGACACCCCCUGCUCGGCCACCUCCAUCUGUCCCCGCCGCAGGUGCCGGUGGUGCCACAGCAGAGCUGGUAGCAAGGAUCUCCCCCAUCCCAUCAACCACAGAGCCAGGCAAAGGAGAGACAUCAACCGCCCACAAUGAUGCCAUCCCUUGGCAAGGGGACAUGUCCACAUCCCCACGUGAGACAAGUGUCACUGCUGGGGAUGGACCACCUAGAGCCAGUUAUGGUGCCCCUCUCCAUGGAACUGCGCUCAAUCCGGACCCAACAGYGACAGCCACUGGCAGAGGCCUCGCUGACCCUGCUGAUGAUGCCUCCUCUUCAAGCCCAGAGGUAACUGCUGCAAAGCCUGUCCCUGCUGGGUCAUUUCUAGCCCCAGAAAAUGCCACCGCUGAGCUGGUCCACAGCAGGAGCAAACCCUCCUYGAGAGCAGUGACCGGCACUGCUUCCCUGGGCACCACGAGUGCCCGGAUGGGGAUGGACGCACCGCUGUAUGCCAGCACUGCUGGAGACACCCCGUCCCAUGGUGCGACACUUCCUGAUGCUCCCAGUACCCCUGCUGGGCCAACAAGGAGCUUUUCCACAGCCUUGCACGGCGGUCCCCCUGCUGAGCCCGUCCUGGGCACGGGGUCCUCCCUCGGAAACCCCSCUGGGGCUCUGCCCACCACAGCAGCCCUUGCAGGCCCCGGCGCUGCCCUGUUGGAAGCAGCUGCAGGUGGAUCCUCCUCGGCAGGGCUCAGCGCAGCGAUGUCCUUGCCCCUUGCUGGAACCAGUGCCAGGAAAGCACAAGGAUAUGCAUCCUCUGGAGCCACGGCAACACCUUCCCUGGGCAGGUAUGGCGAGGUGAGCAGCUCCACCACAGACAUCAGCACUGUGAACCCGGUGGGUGAAGCAGCACCAGCCUUUGGGAAUGGAGCUGCUAGGGAAGGUCCAAGUGUGCUCCCUGCAGCAGUGGGCAGCUCCCCCGAGCCGGGCAUCGCGACGCCCUGGGGCACCAGCCCUGUGCCGGCUCCACCAGACCCAUCUCCCAGCACUCCCGAGCCAGCUGGAGACUCACCACAGCCACCGGCCAGCAUCAUGAGCGGCCCUGCACCGUCUAAGGUGCCCAGGGCAGGACCCAUAGGCAAGUCAGCUCUCCGCGGGUCUUCGCUGCUCCUCACGUCAUCCACAGACAUGACUGCCUCCUUUUUAGCCACCGACAGCAGUGACCCAGACCUGGGCUCUUCUGCAGCCACGGCCAAAGUCUCCGUUGGACACUCCCUGUCAGCCGGGAAGGUGACUUUUAACCCAGCCACAGCUGCUUUGGACACGGACACUGGGACACUGCAAGUGCCUCAGCGCUUCUCGGGCUUGAACAGGGGUGUCACCGAUGAGCCGGUGUCGCACACAAACCUGCAAGGCCCCCAUGGCACCAGCCCGCCGCUCACCUACCACAGUUCCCCUGUUACCCCCAUUGGGGACACGUGGUCACAYGUGGCUGACAAGGAGCUGGAAGAGGAGUCUGGAGGUCUGAGCACAGGUGGAGCAGAUGCAGGACCCAAUGUCUCUGUCCCCAGCCCUGGGAAGCUGCGUGAUCCUGCAGUGUCCCCUCCAGCCCCCAGCAGUUUUGCUCCCGCUGCCGUUGAGGCAGCAACAGCUUCUGAACGCAUGGAGGACACAACCACAGCAGCAACAACCAUCAACCUCGCAGCAGCAGCUGGCACCCUGGAGAUGGCCAGAGCCAGCAGAGCCUCUGCAUCAUCACGUGCAGGCAUCGCACCUCUCCUGGAUGAAAGUCCCACCAAAGGGCCACCUCUGGGGACAUCCCUAUCCAGCAGCACCCCAAGGACAGCAGCAACCAUGAGACAUAGCAGCCCCACCACCCUGCAACCAGCACUGGCCGGUGAUGCCCUACGUGAUGCCUMCCCCAGCCCAGACAGCACCACCACUGCACUGCCUGCAGCCUCCCCAGACAUGGCCUCGGAAGAGGACCCUGUGACCAGCAUGACCCACCUGCCACCUCGUGACACCCCGGUGCAGAGGGCAGCCAGCUCUGUGUCUCCUGGGGCUGGAAAUGCCACAAGCAAGUCGGCCAUGGGCCCCUCURCUCAUACAGACACAGCCACUUCAGAAACAGCCCCAACCUCAGCCAUGGGAAGGUUGUUUCUCGUCACCAGCGACUACGUCACCCACCCAGCUAUGRGCUGGACAACAUCUCUGCAGAGUCACUUUGGGGCUGAGCCAACACCAGAAGCACCAGCUGUGCCAGCUCUUGCCCAUGCUGCUGAUGACGCAGGGCCACCUCCCAGUGACGCACUCCCCGGGACUGAGCCACCACCGGAGCCACCCGCCCCAGGGGAUGAUGCUCCCCAAUCGAGGUCCCCAUCAGAGGUUCCUCCCUUGCCUCUCCAGGGCACUCACUCUGCUCUGCCAGUCUCAGCAGACCCCAGCCCGGUGUCACACGUGUCCAGUCCAUCCCCUGGCACCGCUGCCACCCCGACACCCCCACUGGCGUCGCUGCCAGACACCAGAAAUGCAGCCAUGGACGGAUCCAGGGACAGGUCCCAGGCAGCAGGAGACGGCAGCACCAUGCAGGCAGCUGAAGACUCCAACUUAGUUGCAAAUGCAGCAGAAGGAGGCUGGGUGAGCAGGACACUCAGUAAAAACACCUCUCCUGGGCCAGCUCCGCAUACAUCGGAUCCCUCUGGGGCCAGCGGUGCCCCUCAGCCACACACGAGCCAGAGCGGUGGCACUGCUGAGCGGGCAGCAGAUGUGUCCUACCCGGGUGCCRGGGAAGGGGCAGCAGAGCCGGCCCCAGGACUGACCCUGUCUGUCACUGUGGGGACUGAGCCGGGCACCAGCAACGCGCCCCCAGUGACACGGCCCUCCCCCGGCAGCAGGAGCACCGUGGUGGGUCUGCACUCGCUGGCAGUGCCCRGCCCCGCUGCGGAGCCCUCCAGAGCACCUUCCCUGGCGCUCAUGUCCAGCACGGCCGAGCCGGGGGACAGCGUGUCCUCCCCCGUCCCCAGCAGCACCAGCCCCAUGGUGGUGACGUCCUCCAGCAUCCCCAGUGACAGCGUGACCGGGACGGCAGUGGGGUUAAGCAGCCUCAGCGUGGCCACAUCCUCCUCUCCCACCCCAAGCGGGGCCAGCGUGGAGCUCGUCACAGCAGCCACCUCCUCCCGCAGCACCUCUCUGUCACCAGUGGAGCCCAYGCACAGCAGCAGUGAGCCCUCUACAAGGUCCUCCAGCCCGGGCAGCCACAGAGCCCAGGAYGAACCCUCGGCUGGGAUGUCCUGGCCAGGCACAGCCGCAGCAUGGACAGGUCCCCGCAGUACCACCACCCUGGCAGAGACCACCGCAUCCUUCCCGGGUCCCUCUGAGAGCAGGACUGAUGGUGCGGCAACCCUGGCCAGCAGCGAGGACACCGCUGCGUCCAUCUCCGACACCGCUGUGUCCGUCACCACCACCACCAGCGCAGAGAUGAGGACCGGCAUGACAUCGCCGUCGGCUGCCAGCGUGUCCCCCGCGCCGGGUGCUGCAGUGCCCUCCGCAGCUCCCCAGCACACUGCCGCGCUCCCACCCCUCAGCCUGCUGCCAAGCCCCGGACACCUYGGCACGGUGUCGACAGAGGAAACGUCCUCCCCACCCACCCUCAGUUCUGCCACUCAGAUGGCAAGGGACACAACAGCCCCUGGGGAGCCACCAUCACAUACGGUGUCACCAAGUGUCAGCUCUACAGACACGGCCGUGGUGACCCUCACUGCCCAGGCAGCCCUGGGCGCCUCCUCCCUGACGACAAACAGACUGAUGUCCACAACAAGCACCACAAGCUCAUUGCAUGGGAGCCCUGCCUCUGUGGAGGCCGCAGUGGGUCUGUCCUCCCCGGGGACCCGCCACCUCUCAGCUGAGACACCGCGACAGCCGACAAGCCCUGCAGACAGCGGCUCUGUGUCUGAUGGAGCAGGCGGCGCCUCUCCCGCCCGCCCCACUGCCACCUGGCUGCCACCAGGCACAGCCCCCUCUGGUAACACCGUCACCGCAGCUGGAGCACAUGGUGAGGAGGACUCUACAGCCAGCGGGACAGCCAAGACGUCAACUGCCAGAGCAGGGUUUGCCAUGGCUGAGGCCACCGGUGCCAGCCCUGCCCUGUCCCCUGCUGCAGAACAACCUGUCACGGACAGACAGACAGACAGACGUGCGCGAUCUGGCUUCGGUGGUGUUGACCGGGGAGAUGAGGGUGCAGUCCCAACUGCAACAGCUCUUGAUGGGCUUGCUGCUUCCCUACCUGUACACGGUGCUGCUGAGGAGACCRCUCUGACAGUGCCUGGUGACGCAGCGGCUGGGGGAAGCACCAGCCUGUCACCUGCUCCAUUCUCUGAGAGGGCUACAGCCRAGCCCACCACCACCACCAUGCCCACAACCGUCAGCAAAGACACCACGGCUAUGUCAUCAACAGCCCUGGCUUUGCCUGUCUCUACCCCUUCACUGACCAAAGCAGCAACCAGUAAAUCGGAGUUAAUCACAGACCGUGUCCCAGCUCAAACAGCCCCCAGGAUGGACUCUGGGGGAAACAAGCUGUCAACCAGGCUGCCUUCCUUGGUCACCACCAGCACCCCAGCUCUGGAGGGGCCAGGCCAGCUCCRGACCACACCUGAGGCAGCGACUGUGGCAGUGGGAGCAAGAGAUGUAGGUGUAAGCACCUCCCAAGCCAGCGGCACUGCGCUGGCAGCCGGAGCACCGCUGGCCGCUGCCAACAGGACAGCAGUAACCCCACACCUUGGACCCAGCACCRCUAGCAGUGGAUCAGGAACAACUGUCUUAUCUCCUACAAAGCACACCACUGUGACAGAGMCAACCGAUGGGUCCUUGGAGGUGCCUGAUCCCAGCCAUGCCAUCGUGGUGACCAGGACACCUUUCUCCAGCACGCAGAGCACAGCAGAGGAGCCAAUGACUCAGCCAUCAUCUGUUCUUGGUGACAGCACUACCACAGAACCAGCACCAUCCCUGGCAGUCGGAUAUGCCGCACCCAAGCCAACAACAGGCUCCUCUUCUCCCAUGGCUGUCAACAACUCUAGCCCAGACCAGGCAUUGAGCACGUCACCUCCUGUCACCCAGAGAUCCCAGGGACAACCUGUCUCGGGGGAGAAAACAACUGAACCUGCCAGCAGCAGCUUAGCCACCAUCGUUCAUGACAUCCCAGAGAGGUCAACAAGCCGAGUUUCUUCUCCUGCUUUUGCCACCAUGACCAGCCCCAUUGACGCGCACCUGGGAGACAGCACAGCUCUGCCCAGCUCUCCUGGUGCCCCAAGCAGGCUGGUGCUACCAACGGCUUCCCCAGAGCCUGGGGCCACAGGCAGCACUAUGACAAGUCCCCUUCACACCCCCAGUGAUGCCUCAGCCAACGCAGCAGCCACAGCAGCCUCCGCUGCAGUCCUGAAUAGCAAUGCAGCAGGGACAGCCAGGAACGAACCCCAAUCCGGGGCGCUCCCCACACUCGCCAAGGGCCUCACCACCCCACAGGAGGGUUUGGGGACUUUCUCUGUCCCUGGCACCCCUUCAGCUGUGGCUGUCCCUGCUCUGGGUGGCCAGGCUGGAUCGCAGCCUGCAUUCACCACCGUGUCCAUCCUUCCUGUCUCUGCCGCCAGUCCAGAGCCAGAUACCAUGGACAAAACCAGCCCCUCACCAGCUCUGCUCGUGUCAGCAGGAGCUGGAAGCGGAGUGGCCAAAACAGGGCCCGCAGAGAGCGUCACCCCAGCGGCUGGAGCCAUCGUGGCCAUCUCGCCACGCACCGUGCUGCCUGUCACGCCCACAAGCCCAGCGCGUCCGGCCGCGAUGCAGGGCGACUCGGAGGAGGACGGGGAAUCCCUCCUGGGAGGCAGCACCACAGCACCGCACAAGCCACCAGCAGCCGCCAGCCCCACCACGGCUCCUGCCUUUGGGAUGCAGAAAGGACCAGCCACGGCCCCCAGGGCCUCUGCCCACGCCAUCCCUAGCCACGGAGGUCCCAUGGUUAYGUCUCCGUCUGAGCCCCGGCCCACCCUGGGGCUCAGCAUUCCAGCUGUGUCGCUAUACCCUUACGGCACGGAGGGAAAUGACAGAGGAUAUGUUGAAAGGAAGGAGGACUUUAAUUCCCCACUGUUCAAGCCAGAGAUUGGAUUCCCUUUUGGGAAAACACUGCGUGACUCUCUCUAUUUUACAGAUGACGGACAAAUCAUUUUCCCACCUACGGACAACUAUGUCCCCUCCAACCCUAACCCACCUCCCCACGGGUUUGGUGGCCAGGAGAGUUUGCCAAUGGUGGCUGCAUUUUGGGAUGAUGCGGAUUUUUCCCAGGGAGUCGGCACCACAUGGUACCAGGAAUACCUCACUCUUGGGUCUGCCCAAAAUGCCCUUGUCCACGACGUGGAAGCAAAGAUYGAGAGAUACAUGAACACCUCAUACACAGCCAAAUGGACCCUGAAGGUGACAUGGGAGGAUGCUCCAGCGUACCCAUCCCGGAGGAACGACACAGGGACAAACACGUACCAGGCGGUCCUCACCACYGAUGGGAACCAGUCCUUCGCCCUGCUCCUCUACCAGGACGGUGGCAUGCGGUGGGAUUUCACCAAGCUCGCAGCAAGGAACGUGCUCAUGGGCUUUUCCAGUGGCGACGGAUAUGCAGAAAAUAACGAGCUGAUUCAAAAGGCACCAGCAGUUAAAUACCGGCCUGACCAGUACAGAGGCUACAGCACCGGUCCACGUGGGUUCUGGAUCUACAAGCUGGACAGUCGUCCCCGGGUGAACUACAGGCUGCGCUGCCUCACGUGGCUGGCGGCACAGCCGGAGCCGUCCAGCUGGAAUGGAGAGCUGCUGCCGUGCCCCUGCUCACGGUCCCAGGCAGAGCUGGACCCCCGCUACCGGCAGAGCAGAGACUUGGUAGAUGCCUCYGUGACCAUGCUGCGCACCUCAUCCCCGAGCCAGACAGGAGCGGGGGUCCGAUGUCUUUAUCRGAAUGAGAGUUUUCUCCAAGGCUGGCAGGAGAGGGUCUGGAGCCUUGCCCUCAACCCCACCACCGAUGAGGAGCUGGAGGCCUUUGACUGGUGCUGCCAGCGAGUGGGGAAGCCCCUGUUGUGCACCAGGUUUGCUGAGAAGAGACCCAGGGCCAGCUGCGAGGGAUACGUGCCACCCGCCCCUGCCAGUGCCUUUGGGGACCCCCACAUCACCACCCUGGAUGGGUUCACCUACACCUUCAAUGGGCUCGGUGACUUUGUCCUCCUGAAGGCCAGCGAUGCCCGGACCAGUUUCACCCUGCAAGGGCGCACAGCCCRGACUGGCACAGCCCAGGCCACCAACUUCGUGGCUUUUGCUGCCCAGUACAUCUCCACCAACACCACAGUCGUUGAGUGGACCCUGGGAAGCCAAGGUGAUAUCCAGCUCCUGCUGAAUUACAAGCCCGUCCUGUUUUCCUACUCCAAAGAUAUGGAUGCCAAGGUAUACUACAACCCCGGUGUUCUGGUGGUCAAUGCCUCCUCCGUCACAGCUGUCUUCGACGGGGCUGUUGCCAUCUCUGUCUUGGCCACCUCCGGGAUGCUCAGCGUGGUCUGCACCCUGCCUGAUCGGUAUCUCAACGCCACCAAGGGCCUGCUGGGUGUAUGGGACCACAACACUGCAGAUGACUUCCGAAUGCUGAAYGGCACCAACAUCCCCACAAACAGCAGUGAGGAGGAGAUCUUCAGCUAUGGCAUGACCUGGGCUGUUGGAGAGCACAGCCUGUUUGCUGAGCCGCUGGCAGCUCCRGUAACGAACUUCACGCCUGUCUUCUUGUCUCGGCUGCGGCAGGAGAACGAAAGCCAGUACCAGCUGGCAGCCUCGCGGUGCCACGGGGGCAGGGAGUGCRUCUACGACACGCUGAGCACUGGAGAUGUGGCCCUGGGCUUGGCCACCCAGAGUCUCGCAGAUGAUUUCCAGCAGAAGAAGACAGUGCUAAACACUUUUCCUCCCAUCAUCACUGGUGAUGCUUCGCUCACAGCCUACAGGAUGGAAAGGGUGACGAGGCAGUACCGAGUAGAGGGGACAGGCGCGCGGUUUGUCCCUCACAUCUCCCUGGAGCUCAACAUAACAGAGAACGGCACCCUCAYGUGGGAACCCACCAGCACAGCCCCCUUCACAGUCAGCCUGGAGGCUGUGGGGACCAACAACCUCUCCGCCAUCCUCCUGCUCAGCUUUACCCUUUGCAACUGCAGCAGGAGCCACCAGUGCGAUUACAACGACACCAGCACCGUUGGCAGCUCUUCCUUGCAGCUCGCAGCCUGCAGGUGUGAUGCAGGCUACUCCGGUCGCUUCUGCCAGGACCCACCAGACCCCUGUGCGCGGGGCUGCUUCCCCGGCGUGAGCUGCCACCCACGCACCGGCUGCGGCCCCUGCCCUGCCGGCCUCAGCGGUGAUGGGACACACUGCGCAGACAUCGACGAGUGCGCACGGCGGACGGCGUGCGUGGGGAAYGCCACCUGCACCAACACCGUGGGCAGCUACCUGUGCACCUGCGAGGCUGGUGCAGGAACAGGCUGCAUGGCCACGUGUGGGACCCACACCUGCCCRGAGGGCUUCUGCAGCAAUGGGGGCCAGUGCCACCUGGACAUGGCAACCUGCACACCCACCUGCCUGUGCCCCCCUGCCUUCACCGACCGCCACUGCCUGGUGGCAGGGGGUGAUUUUCAGCCCUUGGCAAGCCCAGACCUGCCCCGGCGGAGCGUGCGCCUGCAGGUCCGCACGCUGCAGAACGUCACCAACGGCGAGGUCAACCACACUGUCACAGCCGUCCUGGCAUCCCUGGAGGUGAAGGCUUUCCAGAGCAACACCAACAUCACCCGCAUGUGAGUGAGCUGGGACCCGAGCAACGGCUUCACGUUCACCGUGGUGUCCGAAUUCGCCUACGACAGCACCAGCACCGUGAUCCACUUCCUGAACAAGGAGCUCAGGGYGGCCAUCACCAGGGCCUUCAACAGGCCGCCCCAGCGCCGGCGACGGGCCGUGGGAGCGCGUGUCACCUUCGAGCGCCUGCACGGGGACAACGUCACCGACCUGGUGAAGCUGACGGUGCCGCAGCUGAGGCGCUACUUCCCCUGCGGCCUCUCGGGCUACAAAGGCUACCARCUGGACUACGUGCCGAGCGCCGGCUUCCUCUGCAUGUCCCCUUGCAGCAAGGGCUACUGCCAGCACAGCGGCCGCUGCCGGCACCUGCCCGACGGGCCCGUGUGCAGCUGCGCCUCCUUCUCCAUCUUCUCCCCCGGCGGCGAGCGGUGCGAGGAGCUCGCUGUGGGCCUCGGCGCCUUUGUGGGCAUCCUGCUGGGAGCGCUGGCCCUGCUCUCGCUGCUGCUCGCCGCCACCGGCCUGGCCGCGCGACGCUGCCGCCGGCACCCACACAGCGAGGGGGCCAAGGAGUCCUUCUGGAGUCAGCGACCAUUCUCCUCUCUCACCACGGUAGACGAUGGAGCAGGGCACAUCCCCUCUGAAGCCUCCGAAUGGUGCUGGGCACCACAGCUGCAAGCCAUCGACCCAUCACUUCAGAUAAGGAUUGCAAGACCCAACGUUAGGCCUCCAAGUCAACCAGCUCAACAGCCCUAGCAUGGCGCAAUCUCCACAGCCACUGACUGCUGCUGCUCCUGCUCUGACACCUCUGGCUACUUGUGGAGAGUGAGCUGCCUGUUGUUUCGCUCUCAAAAUUUCAAGAAAUAUUAUGAGCAUGGACCAGGGAUCAUGCCUCUGCCUUUUGGGCUCCAGUUGCAGGACUGUGACUUCUGGGGACAGUUUGUCUAAGGUGAUGGCUGUGGAAGGAGGUGCCUUUGCAACAGUUCRCAUUGUAGGAAAAGCUGCUUUUGAAUGAAAAAAUGUACUUUUGGGAUGAGUCAUCAAAGUGAGAGGACUCCACCUUCCACUAACAACAGUCAGGGUAGUUCU
Molecule: messenger RNA, 11436 nt
Organism: Nothoprocta perdicaria
Lineage: Eukaryota; Metazoa; Chordata; Aves; Tinamiformes; Tinamidae
Gene: MUC4
Product: mucin 4, cell surface associated
Exons: 28
Biological process (GO): cell-matrix adhesion
Molecular function (GO): calcium ion binding
Source: RefSeq, a predicted model, not a curated record